AGCUGUCCGCGCCCCGUCCGCGCCUCCCCCGCGCCCCGCCGCCCGCAUUCCAACUCUCUGAGGUCACGGGCCGCCGCCGCCUCCCCGGAUCCGCCCGGCCGGCCCGGGGGGAGGGACGCGCGGCCGCUCUCCGCUGCUCCGGCCGCUCUCUUUGUGCGGCGCUCGGGGGGGUUAUGGUGUGCGGGCCGAGCCCGCCGCGGCAGGAAGUGAGGCGGCCGAGCCCCAGCAGCGCGCCCCGGCGCGGGCCGGCCGGCGGGUGCGGCGCGGCGGGGCCCCGGGAGGCGGGUCGCUGAGCCGGGCGCGCGCGGCCCCGAGGAUGCGAGAGCCCGAGCAGCACUGGCGUGGACGUUGCCUUCUCGGGGCCCCUGGAGACUCAGCUGCGUUUUGAUGGCGGCAGCAGCUGCGGGCUGAGCAGCCCUGCAUCCGGAUUGCAUCCGUUCCUGGAGAGGAUCGCUGUCUGCCCCCGGCCCCGCCGCCUUGCGGGCGGAACUUGCCCCUCGUGCCUGUGCACGCUUGACGGGGGGAGAAGAUGCCACUGCCGUUCGGACUGAAACUCAAACGCACCAGGCGCUACACCGUGUCCAGCAAGAGCUGCCUGGUGGCGCGCAUCCAGCUGCUGAAUAACGAGUUCGUGGAGUUCACGCUGUCGGUGGAGAGCACUGGCCAGGAGAGCCUGGAGGCGGUGGCGCAGAGACUGGAGCUGCGGGAGAUCACUUACUUCAGCCUCUGGUACUACAACAAGCAAAAUCAGCGCCGAUGGGUCGACUUGGAGAAGCCCCUGAAGAAGCAGCUGGAUAAGCACGCGCUGGAGCCUACGGUCUAUUUCGGAGUGGUGUUCUAUGUGCCUUCCGUUUCACAGCUGCAGCAGGAGAUUACCAGGUAUCAGUAUUAUUUGCAGCUGAAGAAAGAUAUCUUGGAAGGAAACAUUCCCUGUUCCUUGGAACAAUCGAUUCACCUUGCGGGCUUCGCAGUGCAAGCUGAUUUUGGUGACUUUGACCAGUAUGAAUCCCAGGACUUCCUUCAGAAAUUUGCCUUGUUUCCUGUGGGGUGGCUGCAAGAUGAAAAGGUGCUGGAAGAAGCAACCCAGAAAGUGGCCUUACUGCAUCAGAAAUACAGAGGGCUCACGGCUCCUGAUGCCGAGAUGCUGUACAUGCAGGAAGUCGAGCGGAUGGAGGGCUACGGGGAGGAGAGCUACCCGGUGAAGGACAGCCAAGGCAACGACAUAUCUGUGGGUGCCUGCCUGGAAGGGAUCUUUGUGAAGCACAAGAACGGAAGGCCUCCCGCGAUAUUCAGGUGGCAUGAUAUCGCCAACAUGUCCCACAACAAGUCCUUUUUUGCACUCGAGCUGGCAAGUAAAGAAGAGACCAUCCAGUUUCAAACUGAAGACAUGGAAACGGCCAAAUAUGUGUGGAGACUCUGUGUGGCACGGCACAAGUUCUACAGACUGAAUCAGUGUACCCUGCAAACUCAGACUGUCACGCUGAACCUCAUUAGGAGGAGAUCGUCUUCCAGAAUGUCUCUGCCUAAACCCCAGUCCUACGUGAUGCCUCCCCCACCACAGCUGCAUUAUAACGGACACUAUACGGAACCGUACACAUCUUCCCAAGACAACCUCUUCGUGGCCAGCCAGAACGGCUACUACUGCCACUCGCAGACCAGCCUGGACCGAGCCCAGCUGGACCUGAGCGGCCGCAUCCGCAACGGCAGCGUCUACAGCGCGCACAGCACCAGCUCCCUGAACAACCCGCAGGCCUACCUGCAGCCCUCGCCCAUGUCCUCGAACCCCAGCAUCACGGGCAGCGACGUGAUGCGGCCCGACUACGUGCCGUCGCACCGGCACAGCGCGCUCAUCCCGCCGUCCUACCGGCCCACGCCCGACUACGACACGGUGAUGAAGCAGCUGCAGCGCGCCGCGGGGCCCGAGCCGCGGCACAGCCACUCGCUGCGGAACCUCAACAUCGGCAGCUCGUGCGCCUACAGCCGGCCCGACGCGGCGCUCGUCUACAGCCAGCCCGAGAUCCGCGAGCGCGCGCCGCUCGCCUCGCCGCCCGCCGCCGCGGCGCACGGCCCCUUCCCGCUCAGCUACAGCUUCCACAGCCCGUGCCCGUACCCGUACCCGGCCGAGCGGCGGCCCGUGGUGGGCGCCGUGAGCGUGCCCGAGCUCACCAACGUGCAGCUGCAGGCGCAGGAGUCGCCGGCCGCCGCCAACAUCCUCAAGACGCACGUGUACCGGCCGCCGCCGCCCUACCCGGCGCCGCGGCCGGCCAACAGCACGCCGGACCUGUCGCGCCACCUGUACAGCAGCAGCAGCAACCCGGACCUCAUCACGCGCCGCGUGCACCACUCGGUGCAGACGUUCCAGGAGGCCAGCCUGCCCGUGGCGCACUCGCUGCAGGAGGUGAGCGAGCCGCUGACGGCCGCGCGCCACGCGCAGCUGCAGAAGCGCAACAGCAUCGAGGUGGCGGGGCUGGCGCACGGGCUGGACGGGCUGCGGCUCAAGGAGCGCACCAUGUCCGCCUCGGCGGCCGACGUGGCCCCGCGGGCGACCCCCGCCGCUGCGGGCUCCCAGCCCUGCCUGGCUGCCACCGCUGCCGUCGCCGCCGCUGCUGCCGCUGCGGCCACCGACGACGCCACCGCCGCCGACCUGUGCUAUGGACACAAGAAGUCGCUCUCGGACGCCACCAUGCUCAUCCACAGCAGCGAGGAGGAGGAGGACUUCGAGGAGGAGAGCCGGGCCCGCCUGGCCCCCGCGUCCCCGCGCGGCCCCUACCCGCCCGACCUGCAGCCCUGUUACGCCGCCGCCACCACCGCCGUGGGCCCCCUGCACAUCCUGGAGCCCCCGGGCCACGUGCCCGAGCAGCGGGGCAGGGCCCUGGCCGGGGACGCCCCGCGGCUGCUGACGCCGUCCAUGUCCGAGUCGGACCUCACCACGUCGGGCAGGUACCGCGCCCGGAGGGACUCGCUGAAAAAGAGGCCCGUGUCCGACCUCCUGUCCGGGAAGAAGAACGUGGUGGAGGGACUCCCGCCGCUGGGGGGAAUGAAAAAGAGAGAUGCAAAGAAGAUCGGUCCUCUCAAGUUGGCUGCUCUGAACGGACUGUCCCUCUCCAGACUGCCUCUGCCGGAUGAAGGGAAGGAGGUACCUGCCCGAGCGACCAACGAUGAGCGGUGUAAAAUCCUGGAGCAGCGGUUAGAACAGGGCAUGGUGUUCACGGAGUAUGAACGGAUUCUUAAAAAGCGGCUGGUGGACGGGGAGUGCUCCACAGCACGACUCCCCGAGAACGCAGAAAGAAACCGCUUCCAAGACGUCCUUCCCUACGACGACGCCCGCGUGGAACUGGUCCCGACGAAAGAGAACAAUACCGGGUACAUCAACGCAUCCCAUAUUAAGGUCUCUGUCAGUGGGAUUGAAUGGGAUUACAUCGCCACCCAGGGGCCGCUGCAGAACACCUGUCAGGAUUUUUGGCAGAUGGUGUGGGAGCAGGGAAUCGCCAUCAUCGCCAUGGUGACAGCAGAGGAGGAGGGCGGAAGGGAGAAGAGCUUUAGGUACUGGCCACGACUUGGUUCCCGGCACAACACCGUCACCUACGGAAGGUUCAAGAUCACCACACGGUUCCGCACCGACUCUGGCUGCUACGCCACGACAGGCUUGAAGAUGAAGCACCUUCUCACGGGGCAGGAGCGGACCGUGUGGCACCUCCAGUACACCGACUGGCCCGAGCACGGCUGUCCGGAGGACCUCAAGGGGUUUUUAUCGUACCUGGAGGAGAUCCAGUCUGUCCGCCGCCACACCAACAGCACGGGCGAGCCCCAGAGCCCCAACCCUCCGCUGCUGGUGCACUGCAGCGCGGGCGUGGGCAGGACCGGGGUGGUCAUCUUGUCCGAGAUCAUGAUUGCCUGCUUGGAACACAACGAGGUACUGGACAUCCCCAGGGUACUGAUCAUGCUGCGGCAGCAGAGGAUGAUGAUGGUGCAGACGCUGUGCCAGUACACCUUCGUGUACCGCGUUCUCAUCCAGUUCCUGAAGAGCUCCAGGCUCAUCUGAGCUCCUGCCCGCUCCCGGCCGUGUGGGAUGUGUUUACAGUGCGGGAAACCAAGCGUUUGCCGGACUCCUGGUUUUCUCCUCGACCCUCAUUCACCGCGCAUGGCACGACACGUCUGACAUGUCCUGGAAGGCCGGAGA
This is a messenger RNA of Sorex araneus (European shrew), 4180 nucleotides long. RefSeq names its product protein tyrosine phosphatase non-receptor type 21 (gene PTPN21). Gene Ontology annotation, biological process: protein dephosphorylation. Gene Ontology annotation, cellular component: cytoskeleton. The record is from RefSeq and is a predicted model, not a curated record. Gene Ontology annotation, molecular function: protein tyrosine phosphatase activity. Lineage: Eukaryota; Metazoa; Chordata; Mammalia; Eulipotyphla; Soricidae. The transcript is spliced from 19 exons. Bases 530 to 4042 code for a protein of 1170 amino acids.